GAUACAGAGCAGUACCAGAACACAUCUGCAGGCAUGAGACUCUGCGUUCUCUGGCUCACAUUCCACCUGGGGUUCAUUACUGGAAAAUCCCUUGCGACAAAAGCUAUUAUCACAGUGGGUGGCAAUGAUCCUGGGAAAGAAUGUAUCUUCCCCUUCAAGUAUGAGGAUAAGAUGUAUUUCCAAUGCAUAAUCAAGAACAACAACAACAUUCCCUGGUGUGCGACAACCAGUGAUUAUGCCAAGGACCAAAAGUGGGGAAACUGCGCUAUCAUUGGUUCUCCUACCACUGGUGGAAACAGCAACGGAGCUCCCUGUCAGUUCCCCUUUACCUACCAGAAUAAGCAGUACUACUACUGCACUACUUAUAAUGAAGGAUCAAAACUUCCCUGGUGCGCUACAGUCUCUAAUUAUGAUAAAGAUCCAAAGUGGGGAUACUGCCCUACAUCAGGUAUUGUCACAGAGGGUGGCAAUGAUCCUGGGAAACACUGUGUCUUCCCCUUCUACUAUGGCAAGGAGCUAUAUUUCCAGUGCACAACCAAUGACCAUGAUCACCUCUGGUGUGCAACCACCAGUGAUUAUGACACAGAUGGGAAGUGGGGAAACUGUCCGGAAAGUGGUAUUGUCACAGUGGGUGGUAAUGAUCCUGGGAAACACUGUGUCUUCCCUUUCUAUUAUGAGGACCAGCUGCAUUUAAAAUGCACAACCAAGAACAAUAACCACAUUCCCUGGUGUGCAACCACCAGUGAUUUUGCUAAGGACAAAAAGUGGGGUAACUGCCCUUUCUCUGGAUCUCCUACCACUGGUGGAAACAGCAACGGAGCUCCCUGUCAGUUCCCCUUUAUCUACCAGAAUAAACAGUACUACUACUGUACUACAGAAAAUGAAGGAUCAAAACUUCCCUGGUGUGCUACUGUCUCCAAUUAUGAUAAGGACCCAAAGUGGGGAUACUGCCCUACAUCAGGUAUUGUCACAGAGGGUGGCAAUGAUCCUGGGAAACAAUGUGUCUUCCCCUUCUACUAUGGCAAGGAGCUAUAUUUCCAGUGUACAACCAAGGACCAUAAUAAUCUUUGGUGUGCAACUACCAGUGAUUUUAACACAGACCGGAAGUGGGGGAACUGCCCUGACAGUGGUAUUGUCACAGUGGGUGGCAAUGAUCCUGGGAAACACUGCGUUUUCCCUUUCUACUAUGAGGACCAGUUGUAUUUCCAAUGCACAACCAAAAAUAAUAAGAACAUUCCCUGGUGUGCAACCACCGGUGAUUUUGACAAAGACCAAAAAUGGGGAAACUGCCCUGUCUCUGGUAGUGAAGAAGAUGCACCCUGCAAAGCAUAAUGAUUAGUGCAUCAGCUUGUCCCAGAUUUAGAGGACAUCUUGAAUGCUAAAAAAAACGUUCUACAUAUGAAAUCACUGAAUCAUAAAAUCAUAUCUGGAAGUGAUUUUUUCCUAUUUCUUGUUCUUUACCAUUUUCACAUGUAUCUUUAAAAACUUUUAAAAAUUGGAGUUAAAUAAAACAAGCUACUUCAUUGAAGUUCAGAUGUUCUUCUGUUGAGAUUCCCUACAACCUGACAUGAGGAUAGCCUCACUAAUAGGAACCAGAUCACAACAUCAAAUGAAUUAAGAGUGUGUCUUAGAGUCAGCCUUCUGCACUUAAGGACAGUUCUUGAACAAAGUGCUAUGUACAUUUUUAGAACUGGAAAUAAAAGACCAUGCAUAAAUUGAGGGAAAGCAUGACAGACAAGUAAUUUCAAAGAUGUUAGAAAGAACAGAAGUAUUGUAAAGUUCCAGUUAUUUUGCAUUAUAGUAGAAUGUGAUUUCCAGCACAAAUUUAAAUAAAUUAAUUGAUUACAGCAGCAUUAACUGCUGUGUCAUUCCUCCAAUAAA
Messenger RNA from Lepisosteus oculatus (spotted gar), 1881 nucleotides. Its product is annotated as epididymal sperm-binding protein 1-like. The record is from RefSeq and is a predicted model, not a curated record. Lineage: Eukaryota; Metazoa; Chordata; Actinopteri; Semionotiformes; Lepisosteidae. Gene Ontology annotation, molecular function: heparin binding. Gene Ontology annotation, biological process: sperm capacitation. Gene Ontology annotation, cellular component: cell surface.